ACAUUUUUAACAAGAACAUUACAUAAUAUGCUCUGAUUACAAUUAUACAAUUGAUGAGUUGUAAAAUUUGAGGUUAGUUGCUCCUAACUGUAGAAUUAUUGAUAAAUUUUUUAAUAAAUGUCAAUUUUUGUCGUAUACGUCACUCUCAGCUGAUCAGGUUACCGGCUUUAUCACUGAAUGCACUUACCAUGGUGAACUAUCAUCAUUUAUCACUUUGAUUGAUGAAAGUAGAAAUACUCCAACAACUAGACAUUAUGUAACAAUGGCUAAAACACCAGCAGAACGAAGCCGAGAAUACAGAGCACGAAAAAAGGCUUUGACAAAUACUACCAAUCAACAUUUAAAGUCAGGAUGUUCAGCUAGUGUUUUAAAGAAGAAUAAUAUGUGUAUUAUAAAUCAAGAAUCAUCUCAACAAAGUAUCACAGAUGAUGAAGAUGUUACGCGUGAAAAUAAUCAUCUUAUACUUUAUAAGUAUCUCACACAUCAAAAAAACCCUGAUAGCAAGCAAAUUGGCAAUGAUCAUCAAUCAACUAUUGUUCAAGUAGAUGUGCAAGGACAAUCUAUCAAUCAAAAUAAUGUGACAGUAUUGAAAAAAAAAUUAAAAACUGCUAAAACGUCAGCAGAGCGUAGUAGAGAAUACAGAGCACGAAAAAAAGCUUUAAAAAAUGCUGUGAUUAAAUAAUAUUCGAAAAUUAAAUAUUUAAAAAUGCUGUGGAUAAUGAGCCUAUUUCAUUUAUUCAUCAACUCGAUAAUUAUUUUUAGCUUUAAAAUUACACCACCGUGUGUAUUUAAAUAAAUAUAUGUAUAAAGAACAUCAGUAAUUUGAUAUAAAAUUAAUGUAGUGAAGAAUUUGCAACGUAAUCAGAUACUGAUCUAUUUUAAAUGUUGCCUAGUCUAUCAAAAAGUUAUAUGCUAUCGAUUAUAUUAAUGCAUUAAAAUUAAUUAGUUUCACAAUACAUUGCAAUUCGCUUUUACAUUAUGAUUUGUAAAAAUUUCAAAAAUUGUAUUAUAAUUGUAAAAAUUUAUGAUCAUCAAUAUGUUAUUGACCUUGUAUGUGGUUCUAUAAUUAAUCAUAAUCGUGGUCAUUAUCAGGGAAAUUUCCGUGUUGUUUUUAAUAGCUAGUAAUAAGAUCAGGGUCAUCAAUUGGUACAUUUACCUCAGUCAUGUGAGUCGUCUUCAAGUUUAAUAGCUCUUUAUAGUGGUAGGAGGAACUUAGCUAAGCACAAUAGGUGAGUAGUGGGACAAAAAACCUCUUUCAUCAACUAAUUAACCAAUGGCUAUAAUUAAUAGUCGAUUUUUAAUUUGAAGUUCAAGUAAGGUUCUUAUGAUGAUUGAUUAAUCGUUUAUUCUACGUUUAUUCCUCAUCACGUUUUAAUAAGUUAGAGAUUGAAGAGCUUCUAAAAUUUUUUUUCUUAUCAUUAUUUGUAAUUGCGAUUUAUUUGUGAUUAAAAAUCACAUUACAUCAAGUAACAGUUAAGUAAAGUGAGUACAGUGAAAGUUGCAUAAAAUGUUAUUAUUAUUUAAUAAGCAAAUAUUGACUAGAUAUUGUGUGUUUUAUGUAAAAAGGUGAAAUUAAGUCAAGACAAGUUGAGUGCAAAGAAGUCUUAAUAUUUGAUAUUCUAGUGAUUAAAAAUGGAACAAACGGAAUCUGAAGAAAAUACAGAAAUGGAAGAUGUAGAAGAAAUAGAAGAAAUAGAGGAAAUAGAAAAAACGAUGCCAGUAGAUGAGAUUGUUCAAUAUGUAAUGCAAAAUAUUAUUGACCCUGAAUCAGAAAACAGUGAAAAAGAAGCUAUAAAAUUUAUUUUACAAAAUUUAAGUACAAAAAAUUUUUUAGUAGAAUUGAAAAUUCGUCAAAAAUGCCAACAACAUGCUCGAGAAAAAAUAAGUGCAGGAAAUAAAUUAUAUGAUGCUUAUCCAUUUAUGAUAGAUGAUAUUCUGAAGCUAUAUUCUGAAGCCAUAGCAUAUGCUCCAAGUGAUUCACCUGAAUUAUGUGAAGCUUAUAGCUACCGAUCUGCAAUACUGAGUAAUGCACGAUUAUUCAAAGAUUCAUCAAAGGAUAUCGAUCGAGUAUUACAGGCUGAUUACUCCGAAGAUCUAAAAGCUAGAUUAUACAUACGGCAAAUAAGAAAUUUAUUAACCCUAGACAUACGUAAUCGUCCAGAAAUCGAAGAAGUUGCUACUGCAGCUCAUCGUUGGAUGGAAGAAACUGAUGAUGAUUAUAACAAGAACCUUCUGGAAGAUAGACUACAAGAAUUGAGUGAACGAAAGAUUUUUCCUAAACCUUAUGAAAAGCCUGAUAAUAGUCAUAUUGUACCACAUAUACUUAAUCCUCAUGAAAUUUACUCUGAUGCCUCAAAUGCUAUUGAACUUAAAUAUUCAAAGCAAUUCGGUCGACACUUUGUUGCUGCAAGAGAUAUCAAACCCUCUGAAAUUUUAGUCAGACAAAGAGCUUAUGCUAUAGCACCUUCUAAUCAGUUUCUUUAUACUUACUGCUGGAAUUGUUCAAAGCGAGCGUGGGCUGGUGUUCCUUGUGAACAUUGUGUCAAUGUUAUAUACUGUGAUGAACGCUGUCGUGAUGAAGCUUGGAAUAAUUACCACGAGCUUGAAUGUCCAUUUCUUACUUUCAUGUCUCUAAAUAGACUCGCUGAUACAGAGUUAAUGGGUAUGAAGUUGACUAUCAAAGCUUUAAAAGGAGCAGAGUCCAUUGAAGUUCUUAAAGAUAAUUUGAAAACAGUUGAUGCAGUUUCAGAUCCUUUGCUGAAAGGAUUUAUUGAAGGAAAAAUGGAUGGAACGAAAUAUGAAAAUGUGUACACACUCACCAGAAGUUUUCCUUUCAAAUGUAAAACUCGCUAUUAUGUUGAAAAUUUAAUUAGAUGUACAAAGAUGCUUUUUGCAUUGAUAAAAUCUACUAAAAUUCUUGGAGAAGAAAUUAAAACUAUGAGUGAUCUUGCAGAUAAUGAAUCAGCUCUUUUCAUCGGAGAAUUAUUGAUCAGAAAUAUGGAUAUUGCAGAGAUGAAUUGUUAUGAUAUUGCAAAUCUUUCAAAUAAACGAGAUUUUUAUAAUCGUGGAAUUCAACUUUCAUGUUUAACGAGCUUUUUCAAUCAUAGCUGUGAUCCAAAUGCAUGCAUGGUUCAUGCUGGAGACAUUAUGGGCAUUCGUAGCCUCCAGAUAAUUAAAAAAGGUGAACAAAUAUUUGUUAACUACAUGAAUAGAUAUGAAGAAUGUCCUACGAGUUAUCGACAAAAAAUUCAUGAAGAUCGAUAUAACUUUCUUUGUGAAUGUCAUGCUUGCCAAGAAUAUUGGGGUCCACACUCGCAAUGGCCAUCUUUCAUGGAGCAGCCAUUGCCUAAUCAAAUAAAAUAUAAAAUAAGGAAAAAGUUUGCGAAAUUUUGUAAACAUUUCCAAGGACAAUCACCAACUAUGGUUCCAGAAUUAAUGCUUACUGAUCCUUCAUACAUUCCUCUGUUACUAGAGUUAUUAGUUACGCUUUGUGAAAACGCUUAUUAUCCAUGUUAUGAAAUUUGUGAAUACAAAGGACUGCUGAAUGAAUAUUUUGAACAUUUUACUUAUUAAAAACGAAAAGUAAUUAAAUGAAGUUCGUGAGUAUUAGUAAUAUUAUCAAUAGAUAUUAAUUUAAUAAAAAUUCUUUCUAAAUGAGAAAAUAAGUCUGGUUUGAAAAUAUGAGAAAGAAUUUGAAUAGAUGAAAUGUUUAAGUCAACUUGGAGAAAAUUUCGAAAUUUAAGUAUUAUAUUGUGUGUCAAAGAUAUAUAGGUAACAAUGACGUGAUGAGUAAUAAUAAUAGAUAAAAAAAAAUAGAGCAGUCAGCCAAGAUGUGUUCUAACUGUUAUUUGUUUUUGACUUUUAAAAAUAAAAGCAGAUCAAUUGAAGAAAA
Messenger RNA from Chelonus insularis, 3892 nucleotides. Its product is annotated as SET and MYND domain-containing protein 4-like. NCBI's taxonomy places the organism in Eukaryota, Metazoa, Arthropoda, Insecta, Hymenoptera, Braconidae. The coding region runs from base 1633 to 3573 and encodes 646 amino acids. The record is from RefSeq and is a predicted model, not a curated record. The transcript is spliced from 8 exons. Gene Ontology annotation, cellular component: nucleus; cytoplasm. Gene Ontology annotation, molecular function: histone deacetylase binding.